This is a messenger RNA of Aspergillus oryzae RIB40, 1128 nucleotides long. RefSeq names its product polysaccharide lyase family 1 protein. Gene Ontology annotation, molecular function: pectate lyase activity. Bases 1 to 1128 code for a protein of 375 amino acids. The transcript has 4 exons. NCBI's taxonomy places the organism in Eukaryota, Fungi, Ascomycota, Eurotiomycetes, Eurotiales, Aspergillaceae. The record is from RefSeq and is a predicted model, not a curated record.
AUGAAGUACGCCGCUGUUCUUACGACCGUUGCCGCCCUCGCCUCUCGGGCCUUGGGCGCUGGUGUCUCUGGCACCGCGGAGGGCUUCGCAUCUAGCGCUACUGGUGGUGGCAGUGCCACCGCCGUCUACCCCACUACCACCGAUGAGCUGGUCUCCUACCUCGGUGACGAUGAGGCCCGUGUGAUUGUUCUGAGCCAGACUUUCGACUUCACCAACACUGAGGGUACCACCACGGAGACUGGUUGCGCUCCUUGGGGAACUGGCUCCGCCUGCCAGGUGGCCAUCAACAAGGAUGACUGGUGCACCAACUACGAGUCCAGCGCUCCCUCCACCUCUGUGACCUACGAUAACGCCGGUUCUCUUGGUAUCACUGUCAACUCCAACAAGUCCCUGAUCGGCGAGGGCACCAAAGGUGUCAUCAAGGGCAAGGGUCUCCGUAUCGUCAACGGUGUCGAGAACGUCAUUAUCCAGAACAUUGCUGUCACCGAUAUCAACCCCAAGUACGUCUGGGGUGGUGACGCCAUCACUAUCAACCAGGCCGAUCUUGUCUGGAUCGACCAUGUGACCACUGCUCGCAUUGGUCGCCAGCACUACGUCCUCGGAACCGAGGCUGACAACCGCGUCACCCUCUCCAACAACUACAUCGAUGGAGAGUCUGACUACUCGGCCACCUGCGACGGCCACCACUACUGGAAUGUCUACCUGGACGGCUCCAGCGACAAGGUUACUAUGAAGGGUAACUACUUCUACAAGACCAGUGGCCGUGCUCCUAAGGUCCAGGGCAACACCUACCUGCACGCUGUCAACAACUACUGGAACGACAACUCCAACCACGCCUUCGAGAUCGGCUCCGGUGGUUACGUCCUUGCUGAGGGUAACACCUUCGCCGACGUCACCGCCGCCGUCGAGGACUCCUCCUUCGAGGGUGAGCUCUUCUCCUCCUCCAGCGAUGCCGACACCUGCAGCUCCUACAUCGGCCGCGCUUGCAAGGCCAACUCGUUCACUAACUCGGGUGACCUCUCCGGCACCACCGUCGACGUUCUCUCCAAGUUCAAGGGUGAGACCGUUGCCACCGCUGACACCGCCAGCACUGCCCCUGCCUCCAAUGCUGGUCAGGGUAACCUGUAG